Molecule: messenger RNA, 3002 nt
Organism: Gavia stellata (red-throated loon)
Lineage: Eukaryota; Metazoa; Chordata; Aves; Gaviiformes; Gaviidae
Gene: IL33R
Product: interleukin 1 receptor like 1
Exons: 12
Coding region: 145-1755 (536 amino acids)
Biological process (GO): signal transduction
Molecular function (GO): interleukin-33 receptor activity; interleukin-1 receptor activity; interleukin-33 binding
Source: RefSeq, a predicted model, not a curated record
GAGCAAGCCACUUCUCUGCUUUCUGAAUUUUCCAGAUGGGAUAGAAGCCAUGGGACCACUUCCUCCUCUUACAUGAUAGCAGAACCCAGUGCUCUGUGAUCUGCAGUGAAGGACGGCAUUCAAGCGAGGGUUUAUUAAUGAAAUAUGAUGGGGUAUGUACAUUUGAUCUUCCUGUCUACCUUCCUCUCAGUUUCCAUGACAUCCGAAACAUUUGAUGCAAUGGAAGGUGAGGCUUUAGUUAUAAAAUGUCCUCGAUUGAGAUCAUCUGUGAAAGUCACCUGGUAUCACAUGGAUACUAACAAAGUAAUUCCUGCAGAGGAAGAGGGAUCACGAAUAUUUUCCCUACAACGAUUUCUUUGGUUUCUGCCAACUUCUAGAGAGGAUUCUGGAAACUACACUUGUGUUAUACAUUUUUCAAAUAAUCGCACAAAGUCGUUCAACAUGAGUGUGCAGGUGCAUCCACACAAGCAAGGAGUAUGCUUCCCACGUCAGAUUCGUUACCCAAAUGACACUGGAAGAGGAAAAAUUGUUUGUCCUAAAAUUGACAAUUAUAAGAAUGCUACUAUCAUCCAGUGGUAUAAGGACUGCAAACCUCUUCAGGGAGAGAGAUAUGCCAAGGAAGAAAAAUAUGUUUUUAUUAACAACCCAAGGAAGGACGAUGAUGGUUAUUAUACUUGUCAAUUUAUCUAUACUCAUAAAGGAAAUGUGUUUAAUGUAUCAGCAACAAGGAUUUUCAUAAGUAAGGCAAAACACUCACCUCUACCUCCUCAAAUUUUAUUUCCAAAAGAUAAAGAUGUAAUAGAAGUGGAGCUUGGUGCUGCUUUGUCUCUGAAAUGUCAGGCCCGCCUGGGGAUUAAGAAACAACCGGUGGCUGUUGUCACAUGGGAUGUGGAUAACAUCCCGGUGAAAUACUUAGAUUUUUCAAGAUUUCAUGAAAAAACUCACUUUUUUGAAGGACGUGAGCAACAAUAUUACAGAGAGAGCACUUUGCAUAUUGCUGAAAUAAAAAAGGAGGAUCUGCAGGCAAAUUUCACAUGUGUAGCGGUGAACGAAAUGCACAACACAAAGGCCACGGUGACGUUACAACUCAAAGCACAAUGUGAGGUGGGUCUUCCUAACAUCCUCUUAAUCGUAGGAUCUCUAGUUCUGCUAGUUGCAAUAGCAGUCUCUGUUAUACUUUACCAGUCCUUCCGAGUUGAUAUCGUCCUAUUGUAUCGGGAGAUAUUUCAGCCCUACUCAGUCAAGGAUGAUGGGAAGAUAUAUGAUGCAUAUGUUAUCUACCCCAGAAGCCAGAACAAUGAAGCUAAUUUUGUAGAAUAUUUUGUUUACCAAAUCAUGCCAGAUAUUCUAGAAAAUAAAUGUGGAUAUAAACUGUGUAUUUAUGGGAGAGACAUAUAUCCUGGAGAAGAUACAGCCAGUGCAAUUGAGAAGAAGAUGCAGAAGAGCAGAUGGCUGAUCAUCCUUCUAACACACCAGCUGAUUAAUUGUAAAGAACCUGCAUAUGACCAACACAUUGCUUUAUACAAUGCCCUCAUUCAAAACAACACAAAGGUGAUCCUGCUGGAAAUGGAGACAAUUGGGACUUAUGACAAGCUUCAGGAAUCUCUUAGGUUUAUUAUUAAGCAGCAAGGUACCAUCAAAUGGAAAGAGCAGCACACUGUGCACCCACAGUCAUCUAAUUCUAAGUUCUGGAAACAGGUGAGGUAUCAUAUGCCGCUGACACUCAAGUCCUCAUACUCAGCUAAUGCUGGGUGAACAGUGAGUCUAAGAAAAUACUGUACACUGUGAGGAUGAACCACACACCUGCAGCUCCUUUUCCUUUCAGUAGGUACUUGAUUUUACAGACUAGAAGUCUGGCUGUAUUUCUGAACUUUUUUCAGUCCUUCAACUGAAUAAUGAUCAGGUAAACUGAUGGAGGGGAACUAAGGGAAGUUUUUAUAGGUAUGGGCAUUCUGUAAACAAAUAAUUCUAGACUGUAUGCAGGAUUUUGCAUGUCACAGGAAACAAAAUGUACCUAUACUCUUUCUAUAUAUACUCAUCAUAUAACUGAAAGUUUUGAUCCUGAAUAGCUGAAUGUUCCGCAGCUUUGCUUUACCUUUCUAAUGCUGUUGUUCAAACAUAAAUGCCUUCUGUAUAAUUCAACUAGAAAGCAUAAUGUGUAUUAUUCAACUAGAAAGUAUAACAUUGUGUUUUUAUUCAUUUUUUCCACCACUUAUUCGUUUUUGAUUCAAUAGUAAUACUCAUACUAUGACAUUUUAUUCUUCCUUAGUAGGGAUGCCUCAGUAAGGGCUCUUUUGAGACUGAUGUGAAUACCGCAUUUAAAAAAUAAUGCAGUGUUAAGGGAAAUAAUUACAUGCUAAUAUAUAUUUAUAUGCAUUUUUAUACUAUAUAUAUUAAAAUGAAUCUCACACAACGGGAAAAUUUAAAUCUUUGAAGUACAACACACCAUGCUGUUGCUAUUGUUAUUAUCUCCAGAUAGAAAUAACAUUUUAAAAUUUAAGGUUUCUUUUUUUUGGUACACUGAUAGCAUUCCUUUAAGCUACUGAAAAAAGAGACUUACUGCAUUUUUAUAACAGCCAGUAUCCACCUUUUUUUCUUCUGCUUUGACCUUAUGCCUAGUUAUACUUUCUUCUGAUAGGAAAUACCUUGAGAUGCAAAGCUCAGAGCCAAAUCUCCUUCUAGUUCAGAGGUGUAUGAACAAAAUGCAUUCUAGUAGACAUAUCUUUGUGAAUGGUAAUCUUUUUAGCUUCUUAAAACCAGGAAUUUUCUUACUGUUGGUGAAGGCUUAGUUUUGAGCUUCAGGCUUGCUACAGAGAUGGACUUAAGUGAAAAUUGGAUGGAGAACAACUAAUGUUACCAAGUCCAGGCUUACAGAGCAAGCAAGACCUUUCCUUUUACUGUAAGUUUUUUACUGAAUGUGGAUCUUCAGACUUAUGGAUGGCUAUUUGGAGUAGGAAAAAUGUGUAUGCGAUAUAUGUAUAGGGCUUUUUUCCAACAUUAAA